Molecule: messenger RNA, 1047 nt
Organism: Gloeophyllum trabeum ATCC 11539
Lineage: Eukaryota; Fungi; Basidiomycota; Agaricomycetes; Gloeophyllales; Gloeophyllaceae
Exons: 3
Coding region: 1-1047 (348 amino acids)
Source: RefSeq, a predicted model, not a curated record
AUGCCUCUCGACGGGCAUGCAUACCUUUCCUCCCAAGGAUGGGCUGGAAAAGGGUCGGGUCUUCGCGAAGGUGCAAUCAGCAGGCCUGUGAUCAUUGCCCAGAAGAAAACUAUGGCAGGUGUAGGGAGGGAUCGCGACGAAGCCUUCCCGUUCUGGGACCACCUGUACUCUGCAGCAGCCAAGGCUAUCAAGUUGAAAGUAGCUAAUUCAGACGAGGAAGACUCUGCUGAUAUGGAACCCUCAACCUCUGUUGUCUCCUUUGCAAGAACCAGGACUGGCAUCAUAUCGAACCGACGACCAGUGGAUGGCACUCCUGCUGCCUCAGGAACCGCGACCCCCGAUUCAGCACCGUCAGAUUCCAGCAUGCCUCGAGUGAGCCUAUUAACGCUGGCACGAAGGGAAGCUGUGAAAAGAGGACUAUACUCCAUGUUCUUCCGUGGGCCGGUGCUGGGUCCCGACGAAGAGGCAAUUGCUGGGGACGAGACAAACAAGAGUGCAGAUGACCAUGUAGAGCCACAGGCCAGUGGCUCAUCUACUUCGGCCCUCAAGAGGCGAAAGUUGAAGGACGAGAAAAGGCAUACCAAGACGUCCAAGAAGCGCAAGCUGGACAAUGAAGACCAGGGCACAUUCGUCGGUGAGAAGGUUGACAACCCUGCGGGUCCUGCUUCAUCGCAGGGGCUUAGUGAUGACGCUGAGAGCUCCGCUGCGAAGAGAAUGAGAACAAAAGAGGAGAAGCUUGCGCGCAAGGCCAGAAAGGAGGAGAAGCUCGCGCGUAAAGCCAGAAAGGAGGAGAAGCUCGCGCGGAAGGCGAGAAAGGAGAAGAGAGCCAAACGCAAUGGAUCGCAACAGGCUGAUGAGGAUCAACCAGAUAGUGCGUCCUUCGUCCCGGCGCUUGAGGCUGGAGUGAUACAUCAACAUUCAGGCUCGGGUGUGAAAGUCAUCGCUGAGCAGCUCGGGCCUGUGUUGGUGGAGAGGGAUCGCUGUCGUCCAAAAGAUGACGAGCGACACCCCGCUAAAUCUCACAAGAAAAAGAAGCAAAAGCAGUGA